This is a messenger RNA of Cydia strobilella, 738 nucleotides long. RefSeq lists its product as uncharacterized. The transcript has a single exon. The record is from RefSeq and is a predicted model, not a curated record. Lineage: Eukaryota; Metazoa; Arthropoda; Insecta; Lepidoptera; Tortricidae. Bases 43 to 738 code for a protein of 231 amino acids.
CAACUUUCAAGGUAACUUAUUUUUUUCCAGACUGCCUGCAAAAUGUUGCGUCUAACAAUCUGCCUGUUAGUGGCCAAAACGGCAUUCGCUUUAAAUGCGUUCCCGAUUGAUAAUACAGGCUAUCACCCAGUUGGACCAGACACCAACCUGGUGUUCAACUUCCAACAAAUAAGACGGGACCAGCCCGCACAAAUCGAGUUGAGGGAAGAAAACAUUCACAAGUACAUGAACAGACCCACAACGACCACUCCUACCCCUAUCGAUAAUGGAGACAUGAGCCCAAUGCGGGCGGAAAAUCCUACUCCGUACACUGCGGAGCAAUGGGAUGCGGUGCUAAAAGCCCCCAAAUAUGACGGCCCAGUAGCAAACUGGAAGAGCGUGCCCGCCCCUCCUACCUUCCCUCAUUGGGACAACUUGGCAAGCAACCAAAACAAUUACGAACACCACAGGCAGCCGAUCGUGGUCACAGAGGAGCCGGCCCAAUGGCAGGAACCUGAGAUUCGAGGCCGUGCUGUGUCAAGCUUUUCUUCGACAUUUGAGCCGGUGACCUCUGCGCCGGUGACCUUUGCACCAAGGGCUGCCGUGCGACACAGCCCUAGAGGGAACCACAGAUUCAACUGGAACGAUGGGACCACUCAAGCCCCAACCACGACGCCCAUCAACGUUCCAACGGCAGCCCCCAGUCGCAUGCCGCCCCCACCUGUGCCCACCCUGUCCCCGUGGUAUGAUGGUUUCUAA